CAGAGCGUGGUGAGCCGGGUGGCCAACCUGGCCCUGGUGAGCUGUGCCUGCGGGGCUGUCACCACGGCGUACGCCACCACCAAGGAGAGUCACCCCUACGUCAAAUUUCCCAUCAUCAACAAAUGCGCCUGCAAAGGGCUGGAGAAGCUGGAGGAGAAGCUAGAGGAGAAGCUAGGGAGAGUUUCCACCGCCAACGAAUACGCCUGCAAAGGGCUGGACAAGCUGGAGGAGAAGCUGCCCAUCCUGCAGCAGCCCCCCGAGAGGGUGGUGGCAGAGACCAAGGAGCUGGUGUCCUCCACGGUGAGCGGGGCGGUGGGUUUGGUGCAGGGCGGCGUGGAGAGGACGCGCUCGGCGCUCAGCACCGGUGUCAGCACCGUGGUGGGGUCCCGCGUGGGUCAGCUCCUGGCCACCGGGAUGGACACGGUACUGGGGAAAUCGGAGGAACUGGUGGAGCGAUACCUGCCCGGGACGGAUGAGGAACCAGCCAGGUGGUUCUCACUCCGUGUCCCCACAGCGGUGGCAGACGUGGUGGUGGCCACGCCAGCGCGGCAGAGCCGGCGGCAGAGCUGCUUCGUCCGCGUGGGCUCCCUCUCGGCCAAGCUGCGGCACCAAGCCCUGCGCAUCUCCAUGGCUGAGCUGCAGCGGGCACGGCACAGCGCCCAGCAGGUCCUGGCCCAACUUCACCGCAUCUUCGAGCUGAUCGAGCGGGGACGGCGGGGCAUGGACGGGCCCCUGUAUGGCACCCAGCAGCAUCUCCACCGCAUGUGGGUGGAGUGGAGCCGGCAGGAUGCUGUGCCCAUGGACGAGAGCGAGGUACAGGGUGGAGCCAUGCCAGGCAGGAGGAACAUCACACCCCAGGUCCACCACUGCCCACUGGUUGCCUUGCAGGUGGAGAUCCGCCGCCUGGCCGCCAGCGCCCGGGGUUUGCCCAGCAGCGUGCAGGAGACGGCGGGACACGUCCGCCAUGGCAUGGAGGGUGUCCAGGCUUCCCUCGCCCGUGCCCAUUCCAUCCAUGAACUGUCGGAUCUGGUGCUGGUGCAGAGCCGGGAGACGGUGCUGCGGGCGCAGUUGAGCAUCGAUGAGCUGCUGGAGUACGUGGGGCAGCACGCGCCCCUGCCCUGGCUGGUGGGACCCUUCGCCCCAGCCCUGGUUGAGUAUCCAGAGGAUGUCCCAGUGGAGAUGUCCAAGUGGGAGGGUUGUAUCACCGUAGGGGUGGUGAACCCCAUCCCCACUGGGGACAAGGUGAUGAUGGACUUGGUGAUGAUGGAUCUGGUGAUGAUGGACUCACUGAUGAUGGAUUUAGUGAUGAUGAACCUG
Molecule: messenger RNA, 1317 nt
Organism: Antrostomus carolinensis (chuck-will's-widow)
Lineage: Eukaryota; Metazoa; Chordata; Aves; Caprimulgiformes; Caprimulgidae
Product: perilipin-3-like
Exons: 8
Biological process (GO): lipid storage; positive regulation of triglyceride storage
Cellular component (GO): lipid droplet; cytosol
Source: RefSeq, a predicted model, not a curated record